Saccostrea cuccullata (small rock oyster) is the source of this 2507-nucleotide messenger RNA. RefSeq names its product proline-, glutamic acid- and leucine-rich protein 1-like. Gene Ontology annotation, biological process: rRNA processing. Gene Ontology annotation, cellular component: nucleus. The record is from RefSeq and is a predicted model, not a curated record. The coding region runs from base 35 to 2449 and encodes 804 amino acids. Lineage: Eukaryota; Metazoa; Mollusca; Bivalvia; Ostreida; Ostreidae. The transcript is spliced from 18 exons.
UUAGAAGCGCAUUGAUAACUAAGAUUUUUGCAAUAUGGCAGCCUCCAUGAAUGUCAUGCUGAGCAAGCUGUGUGAUAAGAGUUUGACAUAUGAGGAUCUUGUUAUACAUUUAAGAAGAUUUAAUGACUCUCAGAUAUUUAAAUUCACUAAGUCAAACCUUCAUGAUACGAUUGGGAGGAUGCACACAUUUCUCCACACUGCUAGUAAUAGGACUCGUGGUUUGCUGAUUUUGACCAGUCUCAUCAGUCAAUGUGAUGCGGAAGAUUUAAACCAACACAUGUCCACUUGGCUUAAAGUCAUCAUUCACAUAUUACAGUCGAGGGAGCCCCCGGUGGUUCUGAAGCUGACCUGUCAUGUGUGUUGUCAGAUCAUCAGAAUAUCACCCUGCCACAUUUCCCUAAAGAAAGCUGUGCAGACAUUUAUACCCCAGCUUAUUCCUCUGCUUCUGGGAGCUUCUGACGAGUGGAAGAGACAAUCUAUAGCAGUACUGAACGCCUGUAUAACUCACUAUGGCGGGGCCUGUGGACCAUUUAAGAGUAAAAUUGAAGACCUUAUCAAAAAGGAACUUCAUUCUGGCUCUCUGACCAAGGAGUCUGUGCUGUGCUUCUGUCUGUUGGCCUGCUGUGGCACCAGUGGUAAUCAGAGGAUCAAAUACACAGAGGGCUGGAGUUCACAGGUCACUCACCUGUUAAACGACCUCCACUCUAUAACUGACCACAUCUACAGAGACCUACCCAACUCAGGUUUACCAAUGACUGAGGAAGAUGGUAUCCAAGAAUCCUUUGGGGCAGUAGAUCCAGUGACACAAUUCAGUAUUCUCAUGCAGUGUCUCCAGAGGAUGCUCAGGAAAUCCUUCCCCGCUCUGAUAAAACUGCCUGUUGAGAGGAUUCUCCACUUUGUUGAUAAAGUUCUCUCUGUAGAUGACGCCCAAUUAAGGAUGGUGAGUUCACUGAACAGCUCUGUCCUACUCCUCCACAGAGAAGCAGUGGAUGUUAUUGAUGCCCUGUAUGAGAGUUGUAAAAAAUUGAUGUUGCCAUACAACAAGAAAGUUGUUCGAGUGUUAACAAGAGAGCUGAUACGGACUUCCUCUGACUCUGCAUACACACAAGCUAAGCCACUCAGAGAGCUAAGACAGGCUGUGUAUAGAACUCUGGAGACGAUGAUGAAAUCUACUGGCUGUUUCCUGGAAACUGUGAGGGAGGAAGAUAACCUGGUUCAGGAAAUACUGACUGACUGUAAACCACUGGAGUGUAAGAGUUCACUUCAAGUACAGAAUGUGGCAGAGCCUUCACCUUCCAAGAAAAAGAAAAUGAUGGUCAACACUGAUAAGGUGGACACAACCACAGAGCUGCUUAACAGGGUGACCAGUACCUGUACAGAAUGUGCUUUACAAGCAUUGUACUGGUGGACACUUGCAGAUGGAGUCAAAAUGAAGACCAAAACUUUUCAGCGAGUGUGUGAUUUCAUUAUCACAACAGCAUUGACAGUGUACAGAGGUGGACCUGACAAGUUAUUCCCUUACAACAACUGGAGAUGUAGGCUCCACCUACUGAGGGUCCUACAGGCAUGUGUGAUGACCCCACACAAAGAAGGGUCAUCACCUCUACAGUGUGCAGUGGCCAUAUUCAAAAUAGCAGAGCAAGAUGACAAUCUACAGGUUUCCUCGUUUUGUAUAGAAGCACAAAGAGUUUGUGAGAUUCUGAUACAUCCUCGGGCUCCUUGUUUGACUGCCACACGAUUUGUGACUCAGGAGAAGAUAACUCCUCCAGUGUCUGACAGCAUACUGACACCAAGUGGCAGUGACAGUCAACAGCCAGGCAGUGACUCACAGCACUCAACCAAUCAAAGAGUGUCUAACAUUGUACUGACAACAGGCAAUGAUAGAUCUCCUAGUCAACAGACAAACAGCGACACAGCUCACUCAACCAAUCACACACGAGAUUCAAGUCACCUAUCACCUGAUGUAGAAGAAAACACAGAUGGCAUUGAGAGCAUGGAAACUGGAAGGGAGGAAGAGAAUCAGGGUAUACUAAGUGAAAUUGACAGCAACUCAUCUUGUGUGGAGGUCAUAGAUACUCCCAAAAAUCAGGAGGGAGAAAAUGAGGUCAUAGAGACACCUCAACCAUCCCAGGGUCAACAGGUGGAGGCAUCCAUCAGAAUGGUGGGGACUGAAGAGGACUCCACAAAUCCUAUACAGGACUUACAGGCACCUGUAGGUGUUUGUGUGGAACUGAUUGAAAACAAGGUGCAGACUUCAGAGUCAGUUACAGAACACAAAGAAAUACAUUCAUCCAAUGACAGCACAGGUGAUCUGGUGGAGAAAUCUGAUUUACCUGUUAGUGACAGUGAUAACUCAAGCAAAGCUCAUAUCCAGGACGAUUCAGACAAAAUUAAGAGUGAUGAACUGGAGGACAUGUUAAUGACGUUUGCAGACGUGGACCCAGAAUAAACCAGCUGUGGUAUCCCAGCAUAUUAAUGUUUGUUAAAUGUUCAAUAAAGAGAUACUA